Molecule: messenger RNA, 1259 nt
Organism: Phaedon cochleariae (mustard beetle)
Lineage: Eukaryota; Metazoa; Arthropoda; Insecta; Coleoptera; Chrysomelidae
Source: the annotation of a GenBank genome assembly
GGAUAAUUAAAACGCAACUGUGACGCAACUAUUAACUGUCACUCCUGUCGUGCCAAUUGUCGUGCAGUCGUGCUUGCACUGAUUGCAGGUUAUGUUUAAGAUGACAGGAAUUUUUUUAUUUAUUUAUGUUUUAUUAGUUUGAGAACUAAAGUUUCAGGAUGGCCCACUCGUUAUCGACAGAUCUUAACGAGGCAGUUUUGAAAAAAACUACCAAUUUAUCACAUUUAAAAGACAGGGUUGCAGGAUACAACUGGAAUCAAGAAUUAGAUUAUGAUAAAUUACUCAAGAGUUAUCUGCACACUGGAUUUCAAGCCACCAACUUUGGUCUAGCUGUUGAGGAGAUUAACAAGAUGAUACAUUGUCGGCAGCAGCCAAUUCCUGGUGAAAAAUUCAUUGACAAUGAUGACGAAUUCACAGUGGUCAAAAAUAAUUGCACAAUAUUCUUAGGCUACACAUCAAAUCUGAUUUCUAGUGGUUUGAGGGAAACUAUUAAGUUUUUAGUAGAACAUAAGUUGAUAGACUGUAUAGUGACUACAGCUGGUGGCAUAGAAGAGGAUUUCAUUAAAUGUCUGGCUCCUACUUUUCUGGGAGACUUUCAUUUAGAUGGUAAAACUCUCAGAGAUUGUGGUAUCAACCGAAUAGGAAACUUACUAGUCCCCAAUGACAAUUAUUGCAGUUUUGAAAAUUGGAUAAUGCCAAUAUUGGACCAACUAUUGAAAGAACAGAAUGAUGGGGUACUUUGGACUCCUAGUAAGAUCAUUGAAAGACUUGGGAAAGAAAUCAACCAUGAAAGCAGUAUUUAUUAUUGGGCAUCUAAAAAUAAAAUCCCAGUGUUUUGCCCAGCCCUAACAGAUGGUAGUAUUGGAGAUAUGAUGUUCAUGCAUUCUUUCAGAAAUCCAGGAUUGGUUGUAGAUAUUGUUGCAGAUCUGAGGAGGAUCAACUUGAUGGCAAUGAAAUCUGUGAACACUGGAAUGAUAAUAGUUGGUGGUGGAUUGGUGAAACAUCAUAUUUGUAAUGCAAACCUCAUGAGAAAUGGUGCAGAAUAUUCAGUUUAUCUUAAUACCUCAUCUGAAUAUGAUGGCAGUGAUUCUGGAGCAAGACCAGAUGAAGCUAAGUCAUGGGGAAAAAUAAAAAAAGAUGCUUCCCCAGUUAAAAUAUAUGCUGAAGCAACCUUAGUUUUUCCAUUGUUGGUAGCUCAAACAUUUGCCAAAGUGUUAAUUGAUGAUAAACAUGAAUAAUAAAAAAUAGUGUAAAAUGCA